AUGCAACCAGUGUUGGUUUUAUGUGUUGUAGCGGCUACAGUGUGCGGUACAGUAAACGCGUUCUACGCGCUUCCGCCAUCCUUCCAACGGUAAGAUACGAUGUGCCAUUUUGGUAUGAUGUAAUGUAAUUUUUGACAAAAUUUUGGAGGCAUUUUAUUUAGUAAGCUGUUUUUGUUACUGUAGUAAAAUUUUGGAUUUUCAUGUUAUGGUAUACGGUAGUUACAGAGAUUACAUCAUUGAGAUACGAUAGGUCACUGUAGUAUGUUGUAAACUGAAUACUCAGUAAAUUUUUUGUUAAAAUGAUAUUUUCAAUGCUGUACAAGUCAUCUUGUAAAAUUUUAGCUUACUACUGUCAGUUAUACAGUAGCUGCUAUAGAAGAUACGAUAUGUCAUCAUAAAUUAUUGUAGUAAAGCAGACCUGAAUUGAGACUCACAGUAGGGUUUCUUAUGUCCACUGAUCACCACAAAAUCCAUUGUUUUGCCCAAAAUAUUACGGUCAUUACUCAGCUGUCAAUUGUAAUAACAAACAAAUAACAUGUUCGUAUAUGGGUUUUACUGCGCGGUAAUUCAUUAUGUUCAUGAAAAUUGAAUGACCUUACGGACAAUGGAUUGAAGUUAAAGACAGAUUGAUAGUACUGCAAAUUCGUGUACUAUGACAUCAUUCGGUCUUGCGGUAGAUUUUUUGAUACCGUAAUAAUUUUGGCUACUGUAACUUUUCUUAAAAAAAUUUUAGGUAAAUUAUCAUUUUUUGCAGUGUUUUUCAUUACAGUACUAUUUUGAAAAAAUAUGUUUUCUACAGUAAUUUUGUUUCACUACAGUAACCCAUAACAGUUACAGUAUUCCCAAUAAACCUCUCCCCUUCUCCCACUCUAACCUGCCCACCACACCUAAAUAACCCACGCCCAUUUCAGUUACAUGUCCGACCGGUCGAUCCUCCGCCCAUCCGCCCCAUUACCUCAACUGGUACCCUUCCUCCCGUCGGUACCGGUGGCCCUGGACGAGGAGCCAGUAAUGGUGGGUCCCGUCGCGAAAACCUUCAUCGAAACCCAGGUUCCGCGCCGAUCGCUGCGCCAGUUCGCGGGGGAAACGCAUCAGAUGAAGCGGAUGCGGCCCUGCUUCUACUCGCCCAUCCAGUGUUUGAUGAAGAAGCGGUCCGAGAACUAA
Bursaphelenchus okinawaensis is the source of this 1164-nucleotide messenger RNA. The record is from the annotation of a GenBank genome assembly. NCBI's taxonomy places the organism in Eukaryota, Metazoa, Nematoda, Chromadorea, Rhabditida, Aphelenchoididae.